ACUCAUUCCUUUGUCUUCUCGGGGAUUGGCAGGUUUUAUUAUUCCGCCUGAACAAGCCGGGGGCGGAUUGGCUGCGGCGGGCUGACGGCGGAGCCGAGCCGGAGUGUAGUUGGGAUUCUGCUCUGUCAGUAACACAUGUGUGAGGGGCAGCGGGAGCACACGCACACGGACACACACACACGCACACGCACUCUCCCUCGCGCGCACACACACACACACGCACACGCGCGCUCGCGCAGGCAGAGGGGCCUCCUCCCGCGUCCUGCCAGCGCCGCCGCCGCAGGAUCCCGGCAGCGGCCCCGCGCCCGGCCCCUCGCAAACUCGCCCGCUCUCGCCCUCUCUUCCGAGGCGCUUCGGCGGGCCGCGGCCGGCCGGCUCCGCUCCGCGGGAGGCUCGGGAGCCGCCGCAGCAGCCCAGAGAAGGGGGCGGAGGUGGGGGGGGCGGGGGGGAAGCGGUACAAAGUGAAGCCACAUUGCCAAACUUACCCGGCGAUUGCAGCAGCGAGCGGCGGCGGCGCCCUGCGUGUGCAGCUCAGCGGCAGGGACUGAGCUCUGCAGCUCCCCUCCCGGGAAGCGGGAGCUGGAGGAAGGACCCAGGCAGACGCCUCUCUCAGAAAUAGCUAUAUUUUUCCAGCCUGGGCUGCUCCUUGCCGGGCGGGGGGCUCCCUCAAGCCAGAGAGAGGGCGAGCGCUGUGUUUGUUUCUUUGCAAGGAGAACCACCUCAGGCACCCCGAGCGACGUUGCUCCCCGGCCUUUUGCAAUAUAGAGGGGAAGCAGGCCAUGGUGAACCCCGGCGGCAGCUCGCAGCCGCCCCCCGUGACGGCGGGCUCCCUCUCGUGGAAGAGGUGCGCCGGCUGCGGGGGGAAGAUCGCCGACCGGUUCCUGCUCUACGCCAUGGACAGCUACUGGCACAGCCGCUGCCUCAAGUGCUCCUGCUGCCAGGCCCAGCUGGGGGACAUCGGCACCUCCUGCUACACCAAGAGCGGCAUGAUCCUCUGCAGAAACGACUACAUCAGGUUAUUUGGAAAUAGUGGUGCUUGCAGUGCCUGUGGACAGUCCAUUCCUGCUAGUGAGCUGGUCAUGAGGGCACAGGGCAAUGUCUAUCAUCUUAAGUGUUUUACAUGCUCUACCUGCCGGAAUCGCCUUGUCCCCGGAGAUCGGUUUCACUACAUCAAUGGCAGUUUAUUUUGUGAACAUGAUAGACCUACAGCUCUCAUCAAUGGCCAUUUGAAUUCACUUCAGAGUAAUCCACUACUGCCAGACCAGAAGGUCUGCUAAAAGGUCAGAGUAAUGCAGAAUGCGUGCCUUCAUCUCAAAUUUUGUUCAUCACAGAUGGAUCCCAUGUCUCCAAGUAGACAAGUCACCUUUGUAGCUAGCAUCAAUGCCAGCUCCAUACCAUUGCACCUUCUUUAUUCUUGAUUGCCCUUCCCACAUUUAUUGGUGUAUUAAAAUGACUGAAUAUGAGCAUUAAGGACUCCAUGAACCUGGGCUAAUGGGAGACUGUAGAGAAAAUGAAAAAAGAUCCACCGGAGGACAUCUUGGGGGGGGGGGGGGGGGAGCGGGUGGGGAAGAUGACUAAUGAAGCUAAUUAAAAGAAGCAUUGAAAUCUGCUUUCUACCCUCAUUAACAAUUAGCAGGGCACUGGCCAGUUUGUACCCUGUGUUUUACCUUAACAACAUUCUAUUUGCUCUUUGUAUAUUUAAGUGUUGUAAGGAAAUGUGUUUCAAUCAAACUGAACAUGAGAUAAAGAUGUGGCUUUUGUGAUAUUCUAUCACAAACACUUUUAUUGUAUCUCUGUAAAAUACAAUGUAUGUAUGCAUGUAAGUGUUUUUGUCCUAAUGUUGCUACUUCCCAUGGCAAAAAAAAAAAAAAUAUCAGGCUCAUAGCAGCUACUGUGUAGAAAUUUUCACCUACUUCUAAUUUGCUGAAUGAAGAAAAAUCUUUUAUUUGUGAUAUUUUCAGAGACAUUUGCUCUAGUAUGGUGUAUUUAAAUAAUAAAAAAGUAAAACAACACUGAAUUGAGUAUGGGUUUUAGAAGCUUUGCUUUUUUUUUAAGAAAAAACCAGCCUACAUUCUGAAACUACAUUUUCCGUAGUCAUUACCUUAAUUGUCAGUUACCUUUAAAACUAGCUUUUUGGUUUGGUCGUUUUUUUUUGUCUUACGCCACUAAAGAAUCUGUUAAACUACUUAACUCUGUUACUUGUGACAAGGAUAACAGAGCACUACCUCAAAGUUAUAUUUUAUUUUUCAUUGAGAUUCUUAAUUCUGGUGACAGCAAGUAUAUUAUAAUUCAUAUUGCAGUGAAUUAUGGCACACAUAUAGGUACUGUGGUCUCUUCCUAUCCAGCUCCUUUCCGCCGAAUCAUCUGUGUUAAGGGUGUGCAUGUGUCUGUGAGCGCGCAAGCAUGAGAGUAUAUGUAUAUACUAAAAAAGGUCAAAGAAUAAUAAAAUAAAAAACAACAAAA
Messenger RNA from Tyto alba (common barn owl), 2463 nucleotides. It is a transcript of the gene LMO4, whose product is annotated as LIM domain only 4. Lineage: Eukaryota; Metazoa; Chordata; Aves; Strigiformes; Tytonidae. Bases 780 to 1277 code for a protein of 165 amino acids. The record is from RefSeq and is a predicted model, not a curated record. The transcript has 5 exons.